Molecule: messenger RNA, 5334 nt
Organism: Colias croceus (clouded yellow)
Lineage: Eukaryota; Metazoa; Arthropoda; Insecta; Lepidoptera; Pieridae
Gene: Ac3
Product: adenylate cyclase type 3
Exons: 21
Coding region: 387-3554 (1055 amino acids)
Biological process (GO): cAMP biosynthetic process; adenylate cyclase-activating G protein-coupled receptor signaling pathway; intracellular signal transduction
Molecular function (GO): adenylate cyclase activity
Source: RefSeq, a predicted model, not a curated record
CGCACCGCUUUGCGCCGUCUCUACCUAAUAUUCGCGCCCUCUCAACCCUUGUCGCUCAAUAUUCUUUAACAUAAUAAAACACCAACCCGUCACCCCCUUCAUUAAUCAUUUAAAAUAUAGACCAUGCGGCCGACGACAAAACAAAUACAUGUUAUGUGAAAUCAAAGUCAGUGGGUCAAUGGCAAAAUCUUUGCAGAGAUUGCUUACAUCAUUGUUACAAUAAAUUCGGCGGGAAACAUACAUAAGACAUAAAAUUAAUGAAAACAAAGAUGGUAAUGAAAAGGUUUUAAUUUGUCCUUUAUGUAUAAAAUGCGAAGACCUUUUUUAAAAUGAGUGAUGUGAAUGAAAUGCUUUUGGACAUAAUAUCAUGAAAACUGACUGAAAAAAUGGAUAAAACACAGCGAGGGCGUUUGGCAAAAAUUUGUAUAUGUUUAGUCCCACCAUGGCGAUUUUUGGAUUUAUCAGACGAAAAAUUGUACCUGGCGUACACUCAGAGACAGAGGCAAGGAGCAGUUUUACGUUGGAUUGCGCUGGGUUUACUGCUGCAAAUAUUUAUUGCGCUGGUGCCGGGAGAAUCUAAUUUAGAAUUUGCUUAUGCAUCCGUGGUUAUUGCAAUAUUAAUAAACGUAAGCCUGGCUAUUGUGUAUGCUCUCAUUCGUAGAGCGCGACCGGCUCUCAAUCACAUUGCAUGGUUUGUGCUUUGGGUGCAAUUGUUAAUAAGUGCCUCGCGAAGGGUUGGUGAUUCUUACAACGAGUUACUAGGAUGGGCUAUCGUGUUACAGUAUUUCACCCUAACAACCCUCCCAUUCCAUCACUUGUUGCUCACCGUUUAUAGUACAAUUUCUUUCUCAGCUUACUUAUUGAUACAGUACUACAAUGCGUCUAUUUGGGAUGAUAGAGUCGAAGGCAAUUUACUGUCACAGCAAUUAGCGAAUGGAUGUUUAUUAUUUGGAGCUACGCUACUUGGCGGAACAGCCUAUGUUAUAAAUGAGCGAAAACAGCGUCAAUCUUUUCAAGAAACGAAAAGGAGCUUAGGUGAUAAACUGACUAUUGAGCAACAGAGUAAAGAACAGGAAAGAUUGCUACUAUCAGUGCUACCGGAACACGUAGCUGUGAAAAUGAGAGCCGAUUUGGGCCUCAUUGAUACACAAUUUAAAAAAAUUUACAUGUCAAGGCAUGAAAAUGUAAGCAUUUUAUAUGCAGACAUUGUAGGAUUUACGGCUAUCUCUUCCACAUACUCAGCUCAAGAUCUUGUGGCAAUACUUAAUGAGUUAUUUGCUCGAUUUGAUCGGCUAGCAGAGAAAUAUCAACAGUUGCGUAUAAAGAUUCUCGGUGAUUGCUACUAUUGUAUCAGCGGUGCUCCCGUGGAAAGACCGGACCAUGCAGUGCUAUGUGUGCACAUGGGUUUAUCUAUGGUUAAAGCUAUUAAGUACGUACAACGAAUAACGAAUUCCCCCGUGGAUAUGCGAGUCGGCAUUCAUACUGGUGCAGUGCUUGCCGGAGUACUGGGUCAGCGACAAUGGCAGUUCGAUGUGUAUUCCCGGGAUGUGGAAUUGGCAAAUAAAAUGGAAAGCAGCGGCAUGGCCGGACGCGUGCACGUGUCGGAAGUGACGCUCAGUUUCCUGAACGACGAGUUCGAAGUAGAGCCCGCACAUGGCGAGCGCCGCGAGGAGAUGCUGCGGCAAGCGGGGAUCAAGACUUACUUCAUUGUUCGGUUCAAGGGGAGCGAAGAAAAAUGUAUCGAAGGCGAGGCGGGUGGAGGCGACUGGCCCGACGUUCUCUCCGACCUCAAAGACGACGAUGAGGACUCGGUUCUUUCCCCGCAAGAUGAAACACAGGUCAGCGAAGAGAUGAAAAUCCACGCUAUGUUGCAAGAGGAACUGGUUAACCGCGAUGAUGACAAGGAGCUCGCGGACGGGACGACCCUCUGUUUAACUUUCAAAGACAACGAGGUCGAAAGUGGUUACGCGCAGCGCGGCAACUCGUACCCGCAGGCGAUCGGAGCCCCGCCGAUGAUAAUCCUGCCCGCUUUAACGCCUAUUAUCACAUUCGCUGUUCCCAGCACUUUGACAUUCCAAGCCUUUUACAUCGCCCUUAUUGUAGAAGCCUGCGCUCUCAAUAUAUUGUACCUCGUCGUCUUCCGAUGCGCCCAGUAUAAGAAUAAGAAGAUUCCUACUUAUUGGAAGUUGGCAUGCGGAUUGCUAAAUAUCGCCGUAUUCGUUUCUCUAAACAUUAUUCCUUUGAUUCUUUGCGGCCAUAUCGAGAGCAACUUAGAAGACGAACAAUUGAGCCCCAAAAAUGUGGAAAUGGUGAAAAAUCAACGUUGCUUACACUCCUCCUAUUAUUAUCACAUGGGUGUCGGGGUAGCGUGCAGCGUGCUAUGGGUGCGUCCACUGCGCGAGGGCUACCGCGUGUUCAUGCUGCUUUGUGUGGCGGUCGCGUACGCGCUCCCUGCGGUGUUGUACCCGGCGCUGCUCACCCGAUACCACCUGCCUUAUGAUCCCUUUGAACAUAUUAAUGUGACGGCCUUCAAUGAUACUAUGGUGCUGGAUUUCAUGUCCCAGGUUCACGCUACACGACACAUAAUAAUGCUGUUUAUUGUUAUCAUCGGGUUGAUUAUUUAUCACAGAUAUUGCGAGUCACUGGAACGCGCGCGGUAUUCCCGCGGCGCUCGCAUGCGCGGGCAGGCGGAGCAGGCGCGCGAGCUGCGGCGCCGCAACGAGGCGCUCGUGCACAACGUGCUGCCGCCGCACGUCGCCACGCACUUCAUGGGCGCGCGGCAUCACCACCGCGACCUGUACAGCCAGAGCUACGCGGAGGUCGGCGUGCUGUUCGCGUCUAUGCCCAAUUUUACAGAGUUUUACUCAGAGGAAACGGUCAACAAUCAAGGCCUAGAAUGUUUACGGUUUCUCAACGAAGUUAUAUCGGAUUUUGAUCUCCUACUCGAAGAUUCAAAAUUCAGCAAGGACAUAAUAAAAAUAAAAACGAUUAGUUCCACAUACAUGGCGGCAUCCGGCCUAAACCCUUCGCGACAAAUGCAGCCAUCUGACGGUAUUCUGGUACGUUGGGCGCACUUGGCUUGCCUGGUGGAGUUUGCGUUAGAGCUGCAGCGUGUACUGGCUGCUAUUAAUGAGCAAUCGUUCAACCAUUUCGUGCUUCGUAUGGGAGUGAACCACGGGCCCAUCACGGCUGGGGUCAUUGGCGCUAGGAAACCACAUUACGAUAUAUGGGGCAAUACCGUUAAUGUCGCAUCUCGGAUGGAAAGCACCGGCAAGGCUGGCUGCAUACAGGUGACCGAAGAAACAUGUGAGAUUCUUCAAAAGUUUGGUUACUAUUUCGAACAACGUGGUCUGGUGGCUGUAAAGGGCAAAGGGCAGCUGAUGACUUACUACUUACAAGGCAAACAUGACGCACCCCCGCCGCAAACUGAAUGCCCAACGAUCGAUGAAACACCAGAAGCUAACGCCAGCGAUGCGCUGUUAGCAAACGGAAGCGCUUCCGCGGCGCCGCAGACGCUCGAAGAGGGAGAUGCCCAAAGACCGUUACUGCCUUAAACCUUAUUUGUAUGAACCGAAUAUUCAAACAAUACUUAAUUUUUAACACUUUUAUUAUCAAACACGUCACAAUAAUACAUUAUAUUAGUGUUGUCCUGUAUUAAAAUACUGCAAUAUUGAGUAUUUGGAAGUAACCACUUCAUCACAGUCUAAUUAUUAUCUCUUUAUUUGUUAAUUUGUGAAUUUCGUAUUGGUAUAAUAUUAGAUAUGUUUUAGCAAGUUUUGAAAUGACUAGUAACGUUUGAGUAUUCGGAGUCGCACUGGAUAAUCACUUUGUCGCAAAUCUAGAUAUAAUUUAAUCUAUGACUUAACGAAACCCUGUUGUGAGUGAACUAAAUACGAAACUAUCUUCGUCACAUACUUUGGAAUAAAAUAUUAAAACUUGUUUAAAUGUCAUCUAAGCAGCAUGUGAAUCAAAAAAAUUACAGUGAAGAGACCAUAGUAACAUGACGCAUAAUAUUAUGCACGCAAAUGAUACGCAAUGUAAAAUCUGUGUGAGAACAUUUUAUUUAUUAUUUUUAGGAAGUAGACAUAAGAAAAGAGUGUAAUAUUGAAAAUAUAAAUGGAAUCGAUACGUAUGUCAAAGUAAAAAAAAAUAUAUAAAUUUCAACUUUGGGGUAGGUACAUUGGCACUGUACUUCCAUCUGACUGUAAGCAAAUACAAUAUGUAAACGUAAACUUAAAUAGUGUAGGCACUUAGUAAAAUAUUUUCGCAUAGUUCUUCAGAAUAUUGAAUAAACAAUUGGUGUAAUAAUUUAUUCAGUUAACGCAUAAUUAUUGUACUUAUAGAUUAUUAGAAAACGAAACAUUGAACAACAUAUAGACUCAUUAUACACGAAAAAAUAUCACGAUAAUUUAAGAGUUAAACGAUACUAUUUAUAUCUUAAAAAUUUAUUUAUUUUUAAUAUCUUAUUAAUACAAAUAUGACUGAAAUUAUGAGCUAAAUGAUAUUUCUCACUAUAGAAGGAAUAUUUUAGAUUAUUUUACGGGUAAUUUACAUCUUACAUUUGUUUGUGUGUAUUAUUAUUAAAAUAUUUCAAACAUACUGUAAGAAAAGAUACUUAAAUCGGUGUCAUCGUUGUUUAUAAGUUAGUUAUGGAUGCUGUCGAGUAUUACUUCAUAAGAUGCGACGAAAUAUUAUUAUGCAGUCAUGCGUGCGCCCGGAUAUGCGAAUCGCUCUUAUGUAACUUUCAUUUUGCGGAUAAAUCUGUAAUCGGUGUUGCCUCAUCUUCAUCAUACAAAUAGGUAGCUAUAUUGUGAUAUUCAUACUAGGAAUUAGCUUAUUAUUAAAUCACCUCUAGUUGGUAUUAAUUUUAACGCGUAUUUAAAGUAGAAGAUCUUACUUAUAAGAUAAAUGUCAUCGCAUUAGUGCUUAUAGAUUGUUUUAGAGACGUGCUUUUCAUAAUGAUUCGCCUAGACAUUCUAGCCUAAGUGUAUGUAGAAAGUAGUUUUUAGUUAAAAAGUGCCGUAACAGACAUUAAUUAUGUUUUAUAAAUAGAUAUAUUGAAACUUAUCUAAACGCUUGAAUUUUAUAUUAUUAUCUGAUAUAAGUGUACAAAAGGUUUUUGAUGGUGAUACUGUAGCAAUAGUUGCUGUACUAAUCUUAGUACUGUUUAGAUAAUUUUAUUUAUUCUGUAGUAAUUAUACACUAUCCUGUGAUUUGUGAUUACUUAUUAACAUAUAAUUUUUUACAUAUUUUAGCUCAAAAGUUUAAAGGUUUAACCUUGAUAGCUAAAUCUGUACUGAAAUUCUUAUCAGUAAAUAAAGCAAUAUCUAUCUA